This is a messenger RNA of Glossina fuscipes, 430 nucleotides long. RefSeq lists its product as uncharacterized. Gene Ontology annotation, biological process: cell surface receptor protein tyrosine kinase signaling pathway; intracellular signal transduction. The annotation marks the transcript as partial. Lineage: Eukaryota; Metazoa; Arthropoda; Insecta; Diptera; Glossinidae. The transcript has 2 exons. The record is from RefSeq and is a predicted model, not a curated record.
AAAACAUACAUUUUCUUUUCUGCUUUAGACGAAAUCGAUGCCAAUUAUUUGCAAAUUGAAAAACGAAAAAUAGAAACUGAACUCUAUUAUCGGACGGUGGAUCGGGCAAUCGCUGAAGAUGUACUGACCGAUAGAGAAGACGGCACUUGCUUAGUGAGGCCAUACAAAGAAGCGGAUAUCACCAUCAAGUAUAUUGUUAGUAUUUAUUGUCGGCAGCAAUUCUAUCAUUUAUAUAUACGACAAAUAUGCGGGAAGGAAUUAUAUGCCAUUGGUCAACCGAAGCCGAAUGAGCGUUUAUUUACUACACCCAAUGAAAUCAUUGAUUUUUAUAAACAUCAUCAUUUGUUGUGUACGAACAAACAAACAACGAUGAGCGUUAUAUUAAAGCCACUUAUUGUUUAAAUUUUUUAAAUGAAAAGAAAUUUUUUAU